UGCUUGUUGCAAGUUGUCAAGUAUUCUUCUGUACAUCAAUUUGACUUAUUUAGACGCGAGUUUGUUAAACGAAUUAUUUGUGUUUUAAUAUAUUUACGUUUGUUACUACGUUUUAUAAUGAGUGAGAGCGAAAGUACUCGAUCAAAAUCUGCCUCUCGCUCGGCUGAUGUGGAUACUGUGUCGUCUGAUGACAGUCCACUGGUACCAGACCGUUGGUCGAACAACAUAUCGUACCGUCAACUAGUGAUGUCCUCCUGCAUCGGCAUCACGCAAGUGUGGUGGCACCCUUACAUCCACGACCUGUCGCGACUGCUGCCCUUCAUAUUCCUCUACAACGUCUUCAGCAUGUUCGUCGGUUACCCCAUGUUUUACCUGGAGCUGGCAAUGGGAGUUGUCACGAAGAAGAGCCUAUUGAAUUGUUGGGAUCUUGCGCCUAUGGCUAGAGGAGUCGGCGUGGCCAUGCUACUAAGCUCUGUUUUCUGCGUGUUCACACUGAGCGUGAUUUGCGCGUGGUCGCUUGCGAUGUUGGUGCAUUCGUUCCACUCGUUCUUGCCGUGGUUACACUGUGCGGCGAAGGCGUCACCGCCAUGCGCGGCCAGACAUCGGCAACUAUCGCCUGGAAGUGAAACACCCGCUCAAUCUUUCUUCUUUAAUUUCGUUCUGGAUUUGAAGAGAUCAGGUUUGGAGGGCGGGCUGGGCAACGUGGUCUGGGAGCUGUCCUGCUACUACGUCGUCAGCUGGUUCUUAAUUUACUGCAUCGCUGUCAAACGCAUCUACAGUUAUUCGAAGAUAGUGCUAUUCAAAGACGUGCUGUCAUAUUUGACACUGAUUACCUUCUCCCUGGGCGUGAUGCGACUGGACGGGGCAUCCAAGAUGUUCCAUGAUUGUGACUGGGGCGCGCUGCUCAGAGGAACCACGAUAUGGCGGGAGGCAGUGGAAUUUUCUCUCAUCCAAAUGACAGUGACCCAAGGUUCCCUGGUCAUGUUGGGGGCGUAUUGUCCCAAACAGCAACACAAACUGGGCACCACAUCACUGCUGGCUUUCGUCGUCUCCAAGACCAGUUGUAUGGCAAGUGCGCUCAUACUUGGCGCAACGCACGGCGCCCUGUAUACUGAUUAUGGCAAUAGCACUAAUAUUAUGAGAGGAGCGGGGGCCUCAAUGAUCCUGUGGUCUGACUACGUUGCCCGCAUCCCUGGCAGCCAAUUCUGGUCUGCUCUGCUCUUCUUCACCAUAUUCGUUUUGUCGCUGUCCAGUUGUGCCCUGCUAGUGCAGACGAUGAUAUCGUCAUUCUCGGGCCGCUCCAUCCAGAAGAUCACCUGGGUGUUCCUCAUCGUUAUCUGUAUGUUGUCCUGUUUGCUCGGCGUUAUGACCUUGUGCACACAGGGUGGUUUAUACAUCGUGAACUUCCUAAUGGAGUGGCCGGUCACACGACCGCGCGUGGCGGUGGCUGCGGCUGUCGGCUUCGUGAUCACCUUCGUCUACGGCCAAACCACCUUCUGUGAGGACGUCUAUUUCGCUGUCGGGGAAUACCCCAGCGUCUUCAUGAGAGUCUGCUGGGCCAUAUUUCCGCCUAUUAUGAUGUUGAUGUUCCUGACCGGCACGGGCCUGUGGCCAGCGCCGGGCACUCUGGCGGGCUGGUUCCUGGUGAUCAAGACGAUAAUGCCCAUAAUCUUCAUCAUGCUCUUCUAUCUUGUCUUCAAAAUCAGAGUCCGGAAUAUUGUACGUGACGAAAAGUGAUAUUCCAGUGAUAUAAUACCUUCAGGAAGGAUAUCUCCCGGAAUAAGAAAAUAUUGUUUUUCAUAAUAUUGUAUUGUUCAUGAUGAAAAUAGAAUAAUGUUAUUAUUAUUAAAUCUGCUUAUUAAAUUUAUCAAUACAUUAGACCAGUUUUAUUUCAACGAGCCUGACAGAGCAGAAAUGAAAAUUAAUAUCAGAAUGACACCAUAUUUUAUUCACAAAAUUUUCAUAACACCAAUUUGUUACCAAAAUAAAGGAUUAUUUUGUAAUAUUAGUCAUACACACAUUAUCCACAUAACAACUUAGGAAGCUGAUUAUAAUAGGCAAUACACAUUACGAUAAUUCUGCAUUUUUAUAUAUUUUUCGUCUUUUUUUAUUUGUAUUGUAAUUGUCUAUUACAACCAACGGGAGUAUUUUUUACACAUUUUAAAAUCAAAUAGUUUCAAAAAACAAAAUACAUAAGUUAUCUUUCAUUGGGGAAAACACUCCACAUUAAUACAGCCUUGGAUCUUAUCACUAAAAUUAACUGAAACUUAAAUAAUGAACCUCUCAUAUAAAAAUAAUGAUAAAAUUAAUGUUACUACAUACACCAUUAAACCUAAGUAGAUAGACCGCCAACAUAUUCAUUUUUUCCUGUUACCAUAUUUCUUACAGUCUAUUGCACAUUUAUUUCGGAAUCUAAAAGCAUGCAAGAACAGUAUUUGACACUUCCAGAGUUUGGAACGGUAACGUGAGAUGUAUCUUUGAUAAAUCUAUAAAAUAUUAAUUGCACCAAGGUAUGCUUGGGGACUAGAUGCGACUUUAUGAUUGUUCAUAUUACGCACACUCAUGGCGGCGCAGGGAUAUGGGGUCAAAAACUAUUGGUUUAAUAUUAUGUAUUGCUAGCUUCAAUAUCACGCAUUGAUAAUUUUUUUAUUGGCCUCGCCUCAUAAUAGCACCAGUCAUUUGUCGAAAAUUGUAUGCCUUCCGACUCAUUUCACCGAAUUUUAGCAAAUACCACUCAAGUCUUAGUCGUUUUUGGGAUUUUAGACUAGUGUGGACUGAUGUGUGUAAUCUAACAUAAAUUCUACAGUUCGACACGCAAGUUUUGGAUCUCAAGUGUACUACGUGAAGAAGCAUACAAACACGUUUGUAACAUCCAAGACUCAUUUUGUGCAACUACAUGAAGAGAGCGGUUCUUGCACAGACAUUUAAAUUACAAUUCUUUAAAAUAUAUCUUAGUUUAAACUAGGAUUAAGCUCUCAUUAUAUUCAACUCCAGCGUUUUUCACAAAACUGAUUUUGAUUCGAUUUAUAAUCUAAUAUUUAUUUAUAAAUUGCGCAUAUUAAUCUAAAAGCGCGAAACAUUUAAAUACUGUUUAUUGUUAUGGUUUGCCAUGAUUUCUUUAUGGUUUAGAUAAAUUAUUGUUAUGCAUUAAAUAUUUAAUUAGGCCGGUCACACAAGACUCCGUAAGGCGUGCGCUUUAUUUUUGUAUAGAACGCGUGUAAAAGCGUUGAAAACAAAAAAGCGCACGUGUUCCACAGGCGGUGUACACUGGCCUAAGAGCAUGCACAUAGGUAAUCGACUAAUUAACUAAUAGAUUGACCGACACCGGUAGUUUAAUAUUUCCUAAUUUAAAGUCAACACACUGCUGCUGCUGUUUAGAAUGUAGAAGCCUGCGUAACACUAAGAUCUCUCACUUCGCAUUUGGCUUUAUAAAGAUGACGAGUUUCGCUUUAAGACAAAAAAAAAACAAAGUACAAAUAAUCUACCAAGACGU
This is a messenger RNA of Plodia interpunctella (Indianmeal moth), 3493 nucleotides long. Its product is annotated as sodium-dependent nutrient amino acid transporter 1-like. The transcript is spliced from 12 exons. The coding region runs from base 118 to 1737 and encodes 539 amino acids. Gene Ontology annotation, cellular component: plasma membrane. Gene Ontology annotation, molecular function: L-amino acid transmembrane transporter activity. NCBI's taxonomy places the organism in Eukaryota, Metazoa, Arthropoda, Insecta, Lepidoptera, Pyralidae. The record is from RefSeq and is a predicted model, not a curated record. Gene Ontology annotation, biological process: sodium ion transmembrane transport.